This is a messenger RNA of Fusarium mangiferae, 1986 nucleotides long. RefSeq lists its product as uncharacterized. The coding region runs from base 1 to 1986 and encodes 661 amino acids. Lineage: Eukaryota; Fungi; Ascomycota; Sordariomycetes; Hypocreales; Nectriaceae. The transcript has a single exon. The record is from RefSeq and is a predicted model, not a curated record.
AUGGAAGACGAUUCCAACGUCCCUCUACGCAACAUUAUCGAGAGCCAUGGCAAGUCAAUUGCCUCGCUUCUCCAAGACAUUGGAGGAAAGCAAUUGCCCCAGCAGAAAUGUUUGAGAUUUAUUGAAGACUUAGAAUGUCUCACAUUUGGAAAGAACUCCUGCGACGGACCCAGAUUGAUGCGACACAAUAUUAAUGCCUUCAAGCAGCGAGAAUAUGUCGCUUUGUCUUAUACUUGGGACAACUCUGAUCAGGAGGACCCGACGAACGGCAAAUACAAGGUUCAAAAUAGAGAUCGACUCCAAUUCUUCUCGUCACCGGUCCGAGACUGCGUUUUUGACCGUGUGAAUUCGUUCAUGCAUGCAAAGGGUCUUCGCCGUCUUUGGAUUGAUAGGCAUUGUGUCAAGCAGAAGACCUGCCGUAAGAAGGAUGUAUGUCCCCAUAAGAGAUGCAACGAGAAGAAGCGCGCAGUUGAAACCAUGGACUUGGUCUACAGUCUCAGUGAACACCCUGUGGCCUUGCUCGGAAAGCCAAUCGAGUGGGCGUAUGAACUUGAUCUAUUGGCGAAGGUCCUUGGAGAGACAUUCGUGAAGGAGCCAAAACAAGUCGAUCAUGAUGAGAUCUUACAAGCAUUGAGUUUGUUGACUCGGAUUACGAAAGAUCGUUGGUGGACGAGGGCCUGGACGUUUCAGGAGAACUAUCGCGGACUCAGAAAUAUGACAUUACUCAUCCGACACCCUGACUUCUUAGAGGCGAGGAAACAAGCUCAUAAAUGUUUCUCAGAUGUUCCAAAUGAACUCUGCAUCGGAUCUGAGCAGUUCUGCAGAACCACCACCAAACUUUGCUGUUGGGCUGCCCAAGAAUUUCAACAAGAUGACAUAUCUCAUCAUACGAAGAAAAUUCUUCGAGUUGCAGGAAAAUAUACUGCUUUACUGGACAAAUCGAUGCCAAUGACCCCAAGAGUCAUUGCCGACAUCCAAACACGGGGGCUGAAAGAUGCCUGGGAUAGACUGGCAAUCAUCGCCAAUUGCUGCCAAUAUGCCAUCAGAAUGGAUCAGGCACGAAUGCAAGAGCCCAAGAGCCUCAGUAUAUCGAUAUUAGCGAUGUGCCUUCUCAAUGGAGAAAUCCUUUCGCAUCAAUCCCGAGAGCAUUCUUUUUCCAUACUCGAAAAGCCCCUGUCUCAGUUUUUGGAGGACCAAGCAUUCAAUAACUUUUAUGCUCCCGAGGGUGAACGAUGGUUCACUUUCAAUAAAAGAUGCCGGUUUUUUGACGUUGAAUUGAAGCCGAAUGGUGUCAAAACGAAAGGCCAUCUUUGGCAACUUGACCGGAUCAUCGAUACCGCAAGUUUUCGUCUUCUUUUGCCUGAGUCAAUAGAAAAGACUUCCUUUUCUGCCAAGGAUGAGAAAAGGCUUAUCUCUCAGCUUGCUGGUGAGUUGAGACGCUUGCAUGAGAUAACUCUUGCCCUACACCUUGAAAGAUUUCUCAACUGUGACCACACCAGUCAGGGGCAAGCCUUGCAGAGGGAGACUUUUCCUGAACGCUAUAUGAGACUUAUGGCAAAAGAGCUAGUUUUGGCGAUGAGUAAAGGUAAGUUACUCCGACUUGGCCGAGUCUGGAAUGCUCAGAAAAGGCAAACUGCGUGCUCUGCCAUAUUUAUCUGGGACGCGGAUGGUACUCAGAAGCCCGAUGACAAAGAUCAAUUCGACAGGAGCAAGAUUAAUAGCAAACGAAAAGAGACGUCUGACUGGGAUUUUGCUUUUACCGCCUCUAAGCCUCUAGAACGCGGUUCUCAAAACCAUGGCACAAACGACCUAGAUCACCACGUGUCAUUAGAAGUCAGUUGGCCAACCGUACGGGACCAAUCUUUUGGUGACCCUCCGCAACUUUUCCUCAAACGCUGGCUUGUGGGAUUGUGUUUCUUUUACGAUUUCCCAAGAAGAGAUGUUGUUUUUCCAUGGCCUUCUUGCUUUCAUGAAACGUUUUCUUGA